AUGUUCCGAUCGAUUAUAUUCGUGACCCUGUUCACCGUUUGCCUCGCUGGUAUCAUUCACCACCGGCAGGACGAUGAGGAAGUGGCAGAAACCGAACACCACCAUAACAUUGACCACAAGCAUGCAACGUCGCAUCAGAGCUUCAAGUUCCAUCACUUCCAUGCCGUUCCAGUUUACGUCAAAAAGGAGGACCAACAGUUCCUGAAGCACCCGGUGGAGGUGUCGGGAUUGAAGCACAACCUAAAGAUUGUCCACCCGGAGACGGAACACAACCAUGGCCAUGGAUUGACACUGGAGAACCACAGCGAGUUCGAAAGUAAACUACACGGCGGACAUGGUUACGAUCUGGGUCAUGCCGGUUCGGAACAUGUAGCCCAAGAUUAUGGCCAUGAAUACGAACAUCACUACGGUCAGCUGGAUGAAGGCGAGGAGAGCUAA
This is a messenger RNA of Sabethes cyaneus, 438 nucleotides long. Its product is annotated as histidine-rich glycoprotein. The transcript has 3 exons. The record is from RefSeq and is a predicted model, not a curated record. Bases 1 to 438 code for a protein of 145 amino acids. Lineage: Eukaryota; Metazoa; Arthropoda; Insecta; Diptera; Culicidae.